GUGAGUUUAUACCGAAUGUAGAAUGGACACUUGAACUACGAUAGUUGACAUACACACAGUUGCAUUAGAUUUGGAAUAAUAAAUCAGAAAACAUUUUCAUGACUUGAUCCUUAUUACCUAUGGCUGAAAAAGCACCCUCUCUCACCUCUCACUAAGACAGCAUUAUUUGGGUCCUCUUUGUGAGACAUUAAAGGCCUUGGAGCUGGCACUUUUCAAGGUACACAUUAUAUAUACUCCCCUCUCACACAUUCCUCUCAUAUCAGUCACACAUACCCACAACAAAUCAACAAACAAAAGAAGAAAAAUCAAUUAAGAAAAGAAACUUCUUUUCUUUUAUUUUAGUUUCAGCAUAAAUUAAAAAAAAAAUGAAGGGUAAGUUCUUCCAAGUAUCCUUAAACAAGUGCAGGAAAAUGAGCAGCAAAGUUAUACAUUCAUCAGAGUAUGAAUGUGAGUCUUGCUGUCAAUGGUGUUUUUGGCCGUUGAUGAGUUUACAGCAAGAAGCCGAAAAGUUCAUCCCUAAGGAUGUGCCCAAGGGUCAUAUGGUUGUAUACGUUGGCCAUGAUCAGAAGAGGUACGUUAUCAAAAUCACCUUGCUUAAACACCCGCUUUUUAAAGCUCUGCUAGACCAAGCUAGAGACCAACACGAUGAUUCCACCACACCGCCACGACUAUGGAUUCCGUGUGAUGAACAUGUCUUCCUACAUGUCGUCAGAUGUGCCCGGUAACAAGCAACAACUGAGAUUCAAGGGGAGAGUCAGUCAUAAGUCAUGACCCUCUUUGAUGUGAAAACUGUAUGUGUAUUUGGCAAUUGGCAUUAUUUGAGGCCUUUUUUUUCUGACUAAUGUGAGAAUGACAUUCUUUGUAAGAUAAUGUAGUAAAUAAGAUUUGUCUGAAUAGCUUGUAAGUUAAUUAUCUAUGGCUAAAGUCCUCAUUUUUAGACUGAAUGAUUUCCAGUUGCAUGGUCAAGUACAUUCAUUCAUUCACUCUCUUAUUAUCUUCUUUUUCACUUUUUUUUUUGUUUUUUAAAAAAAAAAAAGUUUUUAUUUUAUUUUAUUUUAU
Chenopodium quinoa (quinoa) is the source of this 1059-nucleotide messenger RNA. Its product is annotated as indole-3-acetic acid-induced protein ARG7-like. The transcript has a single exon. Gene Ontology annotation, biological process: response to auxin. The record is from RefSeq and is a predicted model, not a curated record. Bases 366 to 725 code for a protein of 119 amino acids. NCBI's taxonomy places the organism in Eukaryota, Viridiplantae, Streptophyta, Magnoliopsida, Caryophyllales, Amaranthaceae.